This is a messenger RNA of Hibiscus syriacus, 1133 nucleotides long. Its product is annotated as GRF1-interacting factor 1-like. Gene Ontology annotation, biological process: positive regulation of transcription by RNA polymerase II; leaf development; cell population proliferation. The record is from RefSeq and is a predicted model, not a curated record. Gene Ontology annotation, cellular component: nucleus. The transcript is spliced from 5 exons. Gene Ontology annotation, molecular function: transcription coactivator activity. NCBI's taxonomy places the organism in Eukaryota, Viridiplantae, Streptophyta, Magnoliopsida, Malvales, Malvaceae. Bases 152 to 820 code for a protein of 222 amino acids.
CGUAGUGUUUGAAUUUGCAGCUCUGCUCUGUCUCUCUCAGUUCUCUGUAUCAUCCAUCACGUGACCUUCUCUCUUUCCCAGUCCCUGUCUCAAUUUUCUCUUACACUCAGACAAGCAAAAGAGUUUGUGUGUGUGGAUAUAAAGAAAGAAAAUGCAGCAGCACCUGAUGCAGAUGCAGCCCAUGAUGGCAGCUUAUUAUCCCAACAACGUCACUACUGAUCAUAUUCAACAGUAUCUUGAUGAAAACAAGUCACUGAUCUUAAAGAUUGUCGAGAGCCAGAAUUCUGGGAAAUUGAGUGAAUGUGCUGAGAACCAAGCAAGGCUGCAGCGAAACCUCAUGUACCUGGCUGCAAUUGCGGAUUCUCAACCCCAACCACCCACGGUGCAUGCGCAGUUUCCAUCCGGUGGUAUUAUGCAGCCAGGAGCUGGACACUACAUGCAGCACCAACAAGCUCAACAGAUGACGCAGCAAUCGCUUAUGGCUGGACGGUCCUCGAUGUUGUAUGCUCAGCAACCAUUUUCUGCACUGCAACAACAAGCCUUGCACGGUCAGCUUGGCAUGAGCUCCGGCGGAAGCACAGGCCUUCACAUGCUCCAAACUGAUUCUAGCACUGCAGGUGGGAGUGGAGCACUUGGGGAUGGCGGGUUUCCUGAUUUUGGACGCGGUGCUUCGGGUGAAGGCAUUCAUAGUGGCAGGCCAAUGGCAGGAGGAAGCAAGCAAGAUAUGGGGAGUGCUGGAUCAGCUGAAGGUCGUGGAGGAAGCUCCGGAGGUCAGGGUGGUGAAACCCUUUACUUAAAAGCGACCGAUGACAGGAACUGAAAGUAAUGCCGGUUCGACCUAUGGGUCUGUUUAUCAUUGGAUUUAGGUGAGUUAGUUACGAAGAUAAAUUUAGUAAACGAAGUCCGAAAGUGGUGAAGUUUUCUUGCUGAAGGAACUUGUUCCUGAGACACUGCAUCUUAUGGUAAUGUAACGUGUAAAUUUGUAGGGUCUCAUGUUUCAGCUUUGCUUAAUUUCGUGUGUUUUACUUUUAAUGUGGUUACUAUGACUGUUUGGACCAUGUUUCAGUGGAUGAAUUUUGAUGUCCAUUUGCUGAGAUUGCAUAUGAAAAUUAUGUGUUUCUUGCACCCAAUUC